Malus domestica (apple) is the source of this 2347-nucleotide messenger RNA. Its product is annotated as aldehyde oxidase GLOX1-like. Lineage: Eukaryota; Viridiplantae; Streptophyta; Magnoliopsida; Rosales; Rosaceae. The record is from RefSeq and is a predicted model, not a curated record.
AACAGAGAAGCACAAAGCAAUCAUAUAAAGAGCCAUUGGAGAAAUUUUUUAGCUCUUCAAUGGCUGCCUUGGACAACAAGCUUUUCUUUUUUCUCCCUCUCCUCUUCAUAAUUAAUGGGAUUGAUGCACAAAUUCAUUUUCCUCAUUUUCCUCAUUUUCCUCAUUUUCCUCAAAUCCCUUUCUUCAACCCCUUGGGUUUCGGUCGACAUAGUGGCAAUAGCGGCAACAUAGGUGAGGGCCCGGCUUUUGCUACUAUUGAAGGCUUCGAUCCAAGGGCUGAUAGGCCAGAGCCCCGUGAUGGUCCUACUGCAGGUAGGGGAGAGCCUGCUGCUGAUCUUAACGUUAGAGAAGAGCUCCGCGGUAUUCCUAAGCGCGGCAAGCCAGUGGGUGGUGAUCCCAAGCCUGGCAAGCCAGUGGGCGGUGAUCCUCAGCCUGGCAAGCCAGCAGCGGAUGUACCUACACAGCCCGACUUCCCAACCCAGUUCACAGGGGCGUGGGAAGUUGUUCAAUUGGACUCAGGCGUAUCGGCCAUGCAUUUGAAUUUGCUCCCCAACAACAAGAUCAUGAUGUACGACGCCUCUGCCUUCCAUAUUUCCAACCUCAAAUUGCCUAAUGGACAAUGCGUGCCCUACAAGAAUGACAAGGGCGUGGAGCUAACAGAUUGUUGGUCUCAUGCAGUUGAAUAUGACGUUGAAACUAAUGCAGUCAGGCCACUCAAGGUCGUUACAGACCCAUGGUGCUCAUCAGGAGGGCUGACGGCUGACGGUAACUUUAUAAGCACCGGUGGUUGGAUGGAUGGAACUAGAGCUGUUAGAUACUUCGAUGCAUGCCCCACAUGUGACUUUAGGGAUAUCCCCAACGUGUUGGCCGAACCAAGAUGGUAUGCAACACAAGUAACCCUACCUGACGGUAGAUUCUUUCUAGCCGGUGGCCGCAAGUCAUACAGCUUUGAGUUCGUUCCACCGGAAGGACAAGUUAACAAGCAAGCCAUCUUCUUCCCACUGCUCGACGAAACCACCGACCUAGACGAAAACAACCUCUAUCCUUUCGUCCACGUUUCGACAGAUGGCAACCUCUUCAUCCUCGCCAACCGCCGCUCCGUCCUGCUCAACCCUCAGACCAACAAAGUCAUCAAAGAGUUCCACGUGUUGGGUGGUGGAUCGCGAAACUACCCAGCAUCAGGGAUGUCAGCCCUGCUGCCGAUUGACCUCAGUGUCCCCAACCCUCAGCUCAUCCCGGCUGAGGUUAUUGUUUGCGGUGGUGCGAAACCCGAGGCUUAUGGCCUUGCCGGCAAGCAGAAGUUCCUUCCCGCCUUGCAAGAUUGUGCCAGACUUAGGAUUACAGACCCUAAUCCUAAGUGGGUUAAGGAAAACAUGCCCUCUCGCCGUGUCAUGGGAGAUAUGCUUAUCCUCCCCACCGGAGACCUGUUGAUUAUUAACGGUGCCCAACAAGGUGCGUCAGCAUGGUUUCUGGCAGAGCAGCCCAACUUCACUCCUGUGCUCUACAGUCCCAACAACAAACUAGGAACCCGAUUCAGGAACCUGCAACCGACCCAGAUUGCAAGAAUGUACCACUCAACCUCCGCACUCCUCCCUAAUGGAAAAAUCCUUGUAGCAGGCAGCAACACCAACCCAGGCUAUGACUUCAAGGCCAAGUACCCAACCGAGUUGAGAGUCGAGCACUUCUCGCCACCUUACCUGGACCCGGCAUUGGCUGUCCACCGCCCUGCCAUCAUGGUCCAGAACUCCGGCAUCAAGUUGAAGUACGGCCAGCCAUUCAAAGUCCAGUUUCAGCUCCAAGACAAACCCGUGACCAAGGCGGACAUCAAGCUGACAAUGUACGCGCCGCCUUUCACGACUCACGGGUACUCGAUGAAUCAGAGGUUGCUUAUUCUUGGAAAGAAUGACCUGAAGAACGUGGCACCAGAUGUUUACAUGCUUCAAGCGGUGGCGCCGCCUUCGAGUGUUUUGGCUCCACCAGGGUACUACCUGGUUUUUGUGGUCUAUCGUGGUGUGCCUAGCGUGGGAAUGUGGGUGCAGAUUAGGUAAUUAAUUUGGUCUGGCUUAAUUAGCUAGCUUCAUGAUCACCCGCCGUUCAUUCAUGUUUAAUUAAAUCAAAAUCAAUUAAACAAUUAAAUAAUAAUUUAAUUAUACCAUGAUAUCUUUCUCUUUUCUUUUCUUUGUCAUAUUAACUUUGAUCGAUGUGCGUCGAACAUAAACAAACCUUGAAGUAUGUACAGAUUUAUUUUCUAUGCAUAGAAGUUAAAGGUUUUUUUUUUUUUUUUGUUUUGUUUUGGUUGGAAACUUUAGGGUUUGAAUGCUACUCUAUGGGAUAAAGACAGUAUGGA